AUGUUGCGUCUUUUGCCUCUUCGACUCGCGAGCAAAGUCACUGCGGGAAAUGCGAAAAAUCAGGCGGGACACCCCCGUCGCAAAGCAAAACUAUUCCACGUCAUACCCGGCACCCCGGUAACGCCCAUGGAGAAGUUGAAGGAGCAACGACGUCGAUACGGCCAAGAUCGUCACUCGCGGUUGCCGGAGUAUCGUCCGGGAAAAAAUGUCCGCUUGGACCCAAACACCUUUACUCUGUAUGCCACGACAAAGGGUGUGAUGACAAUACGGGAGAGCCGUAUUAAUCCCGGGUACAAAUGGCUGGACGUGGAGCCGGACAUUCAGAAGGUGUACCGAAGCAGUCAAAUGCGAAGGGCACUGGCCGCUCGAGGUAUGACAUCACAGAUGGUGGAAAAAAAUGCGCACUACAGGUCCGAGAUGGAUUUGCUACUGGAGCCACACUGGCGUCAGCGCGUGAUGGGUGUGCCCAAGGCUGCAGAACGCUUUAAAGACCCUAACUUGUUUGUCCGGGGUGUCAUUACAGAGCUUACCCCCAUGGAUAGGUACUGCUACGAGUGA
Trypanosoma cruzi is the source of this 558-nucleotide messenger RNA. RefSeq lists its product as uncharacterized. The record is from RefSeq and is a predicted model, not a curated record. Bases 1 to 558 code for a protein of 185 amino acids. NCBI's taxonomy places the organism in Eukaryota, Euglenozoa, Kinetoplastea, Trypanosomatida, Trypanosomatidae. The transcript has a single exon.